Messenger RNA from Cuculus canorus (common cuckoo), 12307 nucleotides. Its product is annotated as zonadhesin-like. NCBI's taxonomy places the organism in Eukaryota, Metazoa, Chordata, Aves, Cuculiformes, Cuculidae. The coding region runs from base 1 to 12024 and encodes 4007 amino acids. The transcript has 78 exons. The record is from RefSeq and is a predicted model, not a curated record.
AUGCGCUAUGCCACAGGGACCUCUUCUCUCUCACCAGAUUGCAGCGUAGACUGCCAGACCCACUGUCGCAUUGACUGCAGGCAGGGACAUUACUACGCAGGUGGCAACUGCUUGGAAUGUCCAACGGGUUUCUAUUGCCCGGGAGGUCAAGCAGCUCCAAGGAAAUGCCCUCUGGGAACAGCCAAUGAACUUACUGCUCAAGCGGACAUCACAGCCUGCCAGGUUUGUCCUGAUGGUUACCUCAGCCUCGAGAGCGGAGCUGGGUGCCGUGUGUGCCCAGAUGGCUACUCGUGUGAUCCACGUAGUGGUGUGCAGAGGAGCUGUGGUCCUGGCCAGUAUUCACCAGAGGGAGAGUUGGAGUGUCAGGAAUGUCCAGAGGGAUACAUCUGCCCAGAUGGACGGAGCAAAGAGCGUUGUUUGGCCGGUCAGCAGCCAGACCCAAGCCGCACUCACUGUGUAACCUGCGCUCCAGGUUCUUUCUCAGCUGAAAACCCUCUGCUAUGCGAGCCUUGCCCAAAAGGUCGCUUCUGUUCUGAGGGAUUUGCAGUCCCUCCAUGCCCAGCAGGGAGUUUCAAGCCUAAAGAGGGAAUUCACACACCCAUCAGCAGCUCCUCAUGCGUGCCAGGACUUGGAUUGUGUUUGAAGUGUCCUGCUGGGUAUUUCUGUCCUGCUGGAGCAAGUUAUCCAGUCCCAUGCCAGCCAGGUACCUACAAUCCACUCCAAGGACAGGAUGAAGCUGCUGAUUGCAGAGCCUGCCCAGCAGGUAGAGCUUGUACUCAGGCUGGCUUAACCCAGCCGGAUGCGGAGUGCUUACCAGGGUAUGUGUGCCCAGUGGGGUCAUCCAGCCCUCAUUUUCCCAGCAAUGCCUGUCCUCCAGGAACAGUUGGCAAUGACUUCAACCUCUUUGACAAAUCCCAGUGUGAAACGUGUCCCGCUGGAUUUGUCUGUGUGAGAGGAACGGGGGGGAAACAGAAGCCCCCCACACCAUGCCCUGUUGGUCACUACUGCCCACCGGGCACAAAGCACCCACUGCAGCACAAGUGUCCCCCUGGCACCUGGAGCAAUAGGACAACCCUGACCUCGGGAGAGGAGUGCUUUCCAUGCCCUGCAGGCUGGUUUUGUGUAGGAGGAGCCCUUAGCCCUACUGGGUUGUGCAGUUCAGGACACUACUGCCCUCAAGGCACGUGGAGGGGCACGCAGUACCCCUGCCCUGCAGGGACUUACAGCACCCGGCUGGGAAAUAGCGGAGUAGAAGAUUGUGCUGCCUGUCCUGAAGGAGCUUUCUGCACCAGUGGGACCUCCAAGCCAGUCCUCUGCCCAGCUGGAACCUAUCGUGUGGAACGUGGUGCAGAAGUGGCUGCAGACUGCAUCCCUUGUCCAGGAGGGUAUUACUGCCCCGAGCUUGGCACUGUUACUCCUCGAACAUGUGGUGCUGGCAAUUUCUCAGACCAGGGUUCCGUCUCCUGCUUGCCAUGUCUUGUUGGACAUUACUGUGCUAGUGAGCACACCAGCCAGGAGGUGAUGCUCCUUGCCAUGGUCUGCCCAGCUGGUCUCCUGUGCCCAGAAGGACUGGCAGUUGUGCCAGAUGCCAGUGCAAACUCCUGUCCAAGAGGAUACUACUGUCCCCAGGGAGACAACGGCUUACACGGUAAACCUUGCCCCAAUGGGACCUAUGGUGAGCAGAGGGGUCUAAGCAGCGCUGAUGAAUGUUUACCAUGCCCUGUACGGAAGUACUGCUACAGAGAUGGGAUUGAGCCUCCAGGAAUCCCCCACCCUACUGGAGAUUGCCCACCUGGCUAUAACUGCCCUCCAGGGACUGGAUUCCCUUUCUCCUUCCCCUGUAUGCCAGGCUUCUUCUGGGAUAAUUCCACAGCAGAGGAUGAAGACGCUUGCAGGCUAUGUCCAUCUGGGUACUACUGUGACUCUCCUGCCAUGUCACAGCCCAAAACUUGCCCAGCAGGCUUUUACUGUGUGGAAGGCACCUCUAAACCUGAGCCCUGCCCAGAGGGUACAUACAGUAACAAGAAGGGGCUGUCUGCACCCUCGGGGUGCAGCCCCUGUGGCCAUGGCUUCUACUGCUCUGCUCCAGGACAAACUGGCCCAAGUGGUCCCUGUGAGGCUGGAUUCUACUGCCAGGGCAGGGCUGUGAGUCCGUUGCCCACAGACGGUGUGACGGGAGAUGUGUGUCCCGCAGGGGCAUACUGCCCACCCGGCUCUCCCUUACCUAUCCCCUGUCCUCCAGGAACUUACAGCAACGUGAACGGGUUGAGAAGUCUCCAUGAGUGCUUGGAAUGCCCACCUGGCCUGUAUUGUGAUGGGACAAAUAGUCAGACUCCCUCAGGACAAUGCAAACCUGGCUACUUCUGUACAGGAGGUGCCAGAAAUGCUCUUCAGCAAGUGGUGAUGGAGGGGCAUUAUUCCUUAGCAGGAGCUUUCAAGCCAGAGCCGUGUCCUCUUGGCAGCUUCCAGCCAGUCCGUGGUCAGUCUCUCUGCAGGGACUGUCCAGAGGGGACAUUCUGCAAUGAGACAGGUCUGGCUACACCCCACGAUUGUCCCAAAGGGCAUUUUUGCUUGGCUGGGAGUUCCUUGCCUCUCCCAUGUCCAGCGGGAACUUACACAGAUGUAGGCAGGGCAGGUUUGUGCAAGCCCUGCCCAGCAGGCAUGUACUGCAGCGUGGCUGGGCUGACGGAGCCAGAAGGACGUUGCCAGCCAGGGUAUUACUGUAUUCAAGGUUCCAGCAGCUCCUCACCCGUAGGGCUUCCAUUUGGAGAUCUUUGCCCACAAGGACAUUAUUGCCUUGCUGGCACAACGCACCCUGAAGAGAUGCCGUGCCCUGCUGGCACCUGGAAUGGACAUAGAGGAGCCCAGGAUGCCUCUUGGUGUCUGCCUUGUGUCCCUGGGUUUUUCUGCAAUGUAUCUGGCCGAGAUGCUCCUGCUGGACCUUGUGCACAAGGCUAUUUCUGCACAGGAAGAGCAAAGACUGCAAAACCAGAGGAUGGCAUCACUGGAGAUGUCUGUCCUCAAGGACAUUUCUGCCCUGCGGGCUCAGCAGCACCUUCUCCCUGCCCCAGCGGAGAAUACAGUAAUGCGACAGGGCAAGACAAAUGCUUCCCUUGUCCUGCUGGGUUUUACUGUUCAAAAGGGCUAACACAUCGCUGUCCUCCCGGCUUCUAUUGCCCUCAGAAAACUGGAAGCACUUUUUAUCCUUGUCCCCCUGGGACUUACAACCCCUUCUACGGACUCAGCCAGGCAGAGAGGUGCCAGCAGUGCCCUGCAGGAAUGUUCUGUGGAGAAUGGGGAUUAGCCUCUCCAAGUGGACUCUGCUGGCCAGGAUUCUUCUGCACAGCAGGGGCAAGUGUCCCAAACCCUAAUGGAGCCACUAACACAAGCACUGGUGGCCCGUGUCCACUUGGACACUUCUGCCCCUCUGGCACAAGUAUCCCCCAGCGAUGUCCUGUGGGCACUUACUCAGACAGGCUCUACAACCAGCAGGAUUCCAGCUGCACAGUGUGUCCAUCUGGCUCCUACUGCAGCAGUGCUGGCCUCGCAGCACCCUCGGGACCCUGCUCAGCUGGAUAUUACUGCCUGCCUGGAGCUUCCUCACCAUCACCACUUGGCUACUACUGCCCGGAAAAUACCACCAGCUACAGCCAGAAUCCCUGCCCCGCCGGCUUUUACUGCCCCAAAGGAACCAGGUUUGCUACUGAGUUUCCCUGUCCUCGGGGCUACUAUAACCCUGAGCCCAUGACACAGAGCCUGGAUAGCUGCUUGCCCUGUCCACCUGGGCACUACUGUGGGAAGGAGAACCUGACAGCUGCCUCGGGGAAGUGUGAUGCGGGCUGGUUUUGCAUCUCAGCUGCUUGGACCUCCCGGCCUUUCGAUCUGGAUAACUACACCAAUUCCAACUGCCUCUGCCCAGCCACGGCCACUGGAGGGAAGUGCAUAGCUGGUUUCUAUUGCCCCAGAGGAAGCCCAGAGCCUCUUCCCUGCCCUCCAGGAUUUUACUGCAACGCCCCAGGUCUGUCUGUCCCUAGCGGGGAGUGCACAGCUGGGUUCUACUGUAAGGGUGGAGCAGCUCUCCCUAAACCAACAGAUGGUGUGACUGGGAAUAUUUGCCCUGUGGGGACCUACUGCACUGCAGCAUCAGCUGUACCCAAGCUCUGCCCAGCUGGCACCUUUUCCAGCCUUCCUGAGAGGAGAACUCUUUCCGAGUGCCAGCCUUGCCCCUCUGGCUUCUACUGUGAGGUUCCUGGCCUCAGCGCCCCAACUGGAGAGUGCUGGGAAGGCUAUUACUGUGACAGCCAGCAAGGGCCAGUUAUUGAUUUUACCCUUUACCCAUGCCCGCAAGGUUUUUACUGCCCAGCAGGGACAAACAGGAGCACUCAGCACAGCUGCCCUGCAGGAACCUUUGGAUCAAGGCAAAAACUGAGAAGUAUCAAGGAAUGUCAAAGAUGCCCACCGGGAAAAUACUGCGAACUCUCUGGCCUCGCUGUCCCAACAGGAGAUUGUGCUGCAGGGUUUUGGUGCAAAAGUGGGGCCCGAGUAAGAAACCCCCAAGAUGGAGAAUCGGGACGUCUUUGUCCUCCGGGUCACUAUUGUCCUGAAGGUGCCCCAAUUCCAUUACAGUGCCCUCCUGGCACGUGGUCUGGCAGUGAAGGCGUUCGGAGUUUGCAGGAAUGCCAGCCAUGCCCUGCGGGACUUUAUUGCAACAGCUCUGGGCAAACGGCCCCCUCAGGACACUGCAGCCCAGGGUACUACUGUGUCACCAGGGCUCAGACAGCAACACCCACUGAUGGCCUCUCUGGAGCUCCGUGUCCGGUCAGUCACUUCUGCCCUUUGGGAUCCAGCAGCCCCGAGCCGUGCCCUCCUGGCUCCCACAUGCCACACACCCAUGGAGACAAGUGUCUCACUUGCCCGGAGGGUCAAUACUGUGUCUCUGGUGAGAACCCACAGCCGUGUCCCCGGGGGUAUUUCUGUCCCAAUGGCACGGCUCUUCCACUUGCUUGUCCGGCAGGGUCCUACAAUCCUUCACAAAGGCAAGCCAGCUGCCUCCCCUGUCCUCAAGGCUUCUUCUGCCCCGAAAACUCCUCUUCCUUUUUGGAGAAUGAAUGUUCAACCGGUCACUACUGCCCUACUGGUACUGCUUCUGCAACCCAAUUCCCGUGUCCUAAGGGAACUUACAACCCACGGACUGGGAGCAGCCUGAUGUCUCACUGCAUCCCCUGUGAACCAGGGCACUACUGCGCGCUUGCGGGGCUGUCGCAUGUUACAGGACCCUGUUUGGCUGGGUUCUACUGCAGCGGAGGUGUUUCUAGUCCAAUUCCUACAGAUGGUCUUCUGGGGAACGCAUGUCCGAAGGGAGCUUACUGCCCUCUGGGAUCUGCUUUUCCGCAGCCGUGUCCUUCUGGUUAUUAUAGCAAUUCAGCUGGAAAUACUGGGAUAGAGGACUGUCUCCUGUGUGAUGCAGGGUAUUUCUGCAAUGGGACUGGACUUGUCUCUCCGACUGGAUUAUGCGAGGCUGGAUUCUACUGUAGUGGAGGAGCCAUUUCUCCCAAACCUCCCAGGACAACAGUCAGUGGAGGACCAUGUCCACCUGGACACUACUGUGUGAGAGGGAGCAGCAGAGCCCAGCCGUGCCCUGCGGGGACUUACAACCCAUCCUGGAGUAUGGCACAGUGUCUGGAGUGCCCAGAAGGUUUUUACUGCACAACUGCUUCCACAAACUACAUGGAUUGUCCUGCAGGUCACUACUGCCCCAGAAACACAGAAUUUGCCAUGCAGUAUCCUUGUCCCACUGGAACAUACAGUGAAGCUUUAAAUAUCUGGGAUGCUUCCAAGUGCCAGCUGUGUCCUCCUGGAAUGGUCUGUUCCAAGCCGGGCCUUGCAAGACCAGAUGGACCGUGCACGCCUGGAUGGUUUUGUCCUUCUGGAUCCACUUCAAGCAAACCAGUGUUCCUUGGAAACUACUCUGCAGGCAUGGCAGUUCCAUCUUCUGGAUCCGUUGGGUUGUGCCAAGCAGGAACCUUUUGUCCACUUGGUUCAUUUCUUCCUCUUCCCUGCACUCCAGGUUUGUACUGCGCAACUGCAGAGCUUGCAGCUCCAUCAGGUCCCUGCGACGCUGGCUUCUACUGCACUGGGGGCUCCACGCUCCCAAACCCCAUGGAUGGAGCAAUGGGGAACAUCUGUCCUCCAGGCCACUUCUGUCCUGCAGGGAGCUCUUCUCCAUCUCCAUGUCCCCCGGGAUUCUUUUUGCCUCUUCGUGGUGGGCAGUCGGCGCAGGAUUGCCAGGACUGCUUCCCAGGGUGGUUCUGUUCUCAACCUGGUCAGAGCUCCCCAGAAGGUUUGUGUAAAGAAGGAUGGUUUUGCCCAGAGGGCUCUGCAUCAGGCCAGCAUUCAGACUAUGUGUGUCCUGCGGGUCACUAUUGCCCCACCGGCAGCCCAGAGCCCAUACCCUGUCCUCCUGGAAAAUAUCAGGACCGGGCUGGUAAAAGCCAGUGUGAAACAUGCCCAGCAGGAAUGUUCUGCGCCCCAAACGACAACCUUGCUGAUCUCCAGGGGAACUUCUCGUGUGGUGUAUUCAAACCAAUGGAAUGUCCAGCAGGAUAUUACUGCCCGUCAGGAACAAGAGCCGCCAAUCAGUACCCGUGCCCGGAAGGCACCUACAGUAACCAAACUGGACUGGGCAAUCCCAGUGAGUGCAAGCCUUGUCCUGGAGGAACAUUUUGUGCCAAUGCAGGACUCUCCUCCCCAAGCGGUCCUUGUUUGCCGGGGUAUUACUGCACUUCGAAGGCGCUGAUACCCAAUCCUAUUAAUGACGAGACAGGCAACAUUUGCCCUGCGGGCCAUUACUGCCCACCAGGUAGCAGCAAGCCAGAGCCGUGUCCUGCUGGCACGUUCUUACCUCAGUCUGGGAUGGUUUACCUUAAUGCCUGUCUGCCCUGUCCACGGGGGAAGUUCUGCCAAGGAGAAGGCCUGGCCAGUGUUUCUGGAACAUGUUACGCUGGGUAUUUCUGUGAUCUUGGAUCAACGCUGCCAGAUCCUAAACAAUGCCCCCCUGGCUUCUUCUGUCCUGAAGGCUCUGAAUCCCCAAUUCUCUGCAGUCCUGGAACUUUCAACUCCGAUAGUGGAAAACGGAAGCCAACAGACUGUCAGCUCUGCCCAGCUGGCUACUUCUGCGGCGAGCUGGGCAAAACCACUUCAGAAGGAAGUUCUGCAGGUUCCUACCGCCCACCUGGCCAGGCUUCGGUUACUCACGUUCCCUCUCGCUGUCCACGAGGCUUUUACUGCCCUGCAGGAUCUGCUUUUCCUGUACCCUGUGAGAAUGGGACAUAUCAGUCACAGGAGAGGAAGGACUUCUGUGACGUCUGCCCGGGAGGAUACUUCUGCCAACAGCCUAAUGAAAAUUCUGGAGCACAUACUCCUGAGCUGUGCCCUGCUGGGUACUUCUGUCCACCGGGUACCAACUUCAGUACAGAGCAUCCGUGUCCAAAGGGUACCUUUGGCCCCAGGACUGGUGUCACUAGUGAGUCUGACUGUGAGCCCUGCCCAGCGGGCAUGUAUUGCUCAGCACCAGGUCUAUCGCAGCCUUCUGGGUUUUGCUCUCCAGGUUAUCAUUGCGCCAAGGGAGCCAUCAGCCCAGCCCCCUUCAAACACAGAGUGGAAUCUUCCAGCCUUGGUCUCCCUGGUAACGACAUUUGUCCCAUAGGGCAUUUCUGUCCCAGGGGUACAGAGCAUCCUGUGCCUUGUCCUCCUGGAUCGUUCUCUACUCUCAUGGGUCUGGAGGCAGAAGAACAAUGCCAGCGCUGCCCUGCCGGCCGGUAUUGCAGCGGAGCAGGAUUAUCUGAUCUGGCCCAGACAUCGCUGUGUAACGCAGGAUAUGUUUGCCUGGAAGGAAACUCUGAUCCCUGCCCUUCUGAUGGGGUUCAUGGAUACAGGUGUCCCAGUGGCUUUUACUGCCCGGCAGGCACUGGGCUAGAGCUGCCCUGUGAGCCUGGUACGUUCAGUCCUGUGCCUGGAGCAAGCGUCUGCCUGCCUUGCCCAGCCGGGACAGCCUGCAGCAACGCUGGCACUGCUGAGCCGCUGAGCUGCCCUAGAGGUUAUUAUUGUCCAGCUCGCACUGCUGUCCCCCUGCCAUGCCCUGAGGGGACGCUGAACACCUUGGAAGGAGCAGUGGCCGCGGCUGCCUGCACGCCGUGCCCCGUGGGGAAGUACUGCAGAGGAGAUGCCAACUGGGAACCUGAUGGUCUGUGUUCAGCUGGGUACUACUGUGAAGGAGGAGCCACCGAUGCCGUUCCACGUGGGACACCCGCCUUCCCGCUCAAUGGGCCCUGCCCAAGUGGGCACUAUUGUCCAGAGGGUACUCAUCUCCCACUUGCCUGCCCAGUUGGGACCCUGAACAAUGCCACAGGUGGUACCUCCCUGCAGAGCUGUGUGCCAUGCUAUCCUGGGUCUUUCUGCGCUAGCACUGGUUUGAGUUCUCCAACAGGACCUUGUUCCGAGGGGUUUUACUGCCCAGCAAACUUCAGCUCCAUCAGCCCCACGGCAUUCCUCUGCCCUAAGGGUCACUUCUGCCAGUCAGGAGCAGCCCACCCAAUGCCAUGCCGUGUUGGGGAAUACCAGCCGGCCAGGGGCUCUGCAUCCUGCAUUCCAUGCCAGAGAGGAUUCUACUGCCAGGACCAAGUGACAGGAGACCCCAGGCGCUGCCCACCACAUUCUUACUGUCCCACAGGCACAGGGGCUCCUCUCACAUGUCCUGAAGGUACCUUCACGCCUCCAAAUAUGACCGGCCUCUGGAAUGAGAAGGAAUGCCUGUCUUGCUUACCUGGUCACUACUGCAGGCACGGGCAGCUGGAGGGAAAGUGUGCUGCUGGAUACUUCUGCCUUGCUGGGAGCUCUCAACCUACUCCACAAGGCCAGAGCUUUUCCUGGCGCUUCCUCGCCGGGUGCCGUUGGGGUCAGGUGUGUGCAGGGCUGUGUCCUGCAGGGUUUUACUGCCUGGAGGGAUCAGAGGUACCUAUACCGUGUCCUGCCAAUACAAUCAGAGAUAUUCCAGGGGCUGUGAAGAGAGAAGACUGCCUGCCCUGUCCACCGGGCCACUGGUGCAAAGCAGGGGAUUCAGAGGCCUAUCCAUGCCCAUCAGGACACUAUUGCUUCGGAGGCAAUGGCAGUGACCACAGCAGUCUCCUGGCACCUCAGAAAUGCCCUCCACAAACUUAUCGCAAGCACCCAGGAGCUCAGAGCCUGACAGAUUGCCAGCCGUGUCCUCCAGGCUAUCACUGCCCUUUAUCAGGUCUGAUCAGGUUUGAGGAUUAUCCAUGUCCCCCUGGAUACUGGUGCCCUGGUAAAGGGGAUGCUUUCCUUUGCCCACCUGGCACUUCCAGAAUCCAGCCUGGUGCAAAAUCAUGGGAAGAGUGCGAUCCCUGCUCACCUGGAUACUAUUGCCCUGAUCCAGCACAGACUGGGCUGCCUAACACCCAAGGAGUACCCUGUAAACCUGGCUAUGAGUGCCCAGCAGGUUCAGUAAAUCCAAAGCCUUGCAGACGUGGUUUAUACUGUGGUGGUCACACAGCUGUGCCUUCCGUGUGCCCCGCUGGGUAUUACUGUCCUGAAGGAUCAUCGACGUACAAUAGCCCUGAGCAGCUGUGUGUGUUUCCCUACUACUGCCCCCCAGGCAGCGCCCAUCCGCUGCCUUGUGAAGGAGGGUACAUGGCCCUCAGUUUGCCUGGUCCAAGAGAUUCCUUUGAGAGAUUCUGCAGGAUCUGCAAUGCGGGAACUUAUCGCAGCGACUCUCUCAUCACCGCACCCUGCCAGCCCUGUCCCGCAGGCUUCAUCUGCCCACCAGGCAGUGAGAAUUACCAUAAGAAGCCUUGCCCCAGGGGCUAUUACUGCCCUCCUCUGGCAUCUGCCCCCCUGCCCUGUCCCCCGGGGACCCUAGGGAGCAGCGACUUUGCGAAGCAUAUAGAGGAUUGCCAGGCCUGUCCUGCUGGCUCCUUCAACCACCUUCCUGGUCAGGCUGCCUGCUUCCCCUGUGGCAGCUCUUCUUCCUCUCAGCCUGGUGCUACCAGCUGUUCCUGCCAUGGGCUGAACCGGGCGUUCCAGCAGUCAGAUGCCUCCUGCAUCUGCCAGGCAGGAUACGUUUACUACGAUGAGAGAGGCAAGAAAGACCCUGACAGCAACAGCGAUCAGGACUGCCGACCUCAGGUGGAUGAACUCUGUGCUCCUGGAGAGGUCCGUCUAGCAUCUACGCGCCAGUGCGUCCUUCCUGAGCGAUACGACUGCUCUCCUUCUUGUGGGCCAGCAGGUGGAGAGAUUAAUGCAGACCUGGGCAUAUGCCACUGUAAACAGUAUGUCUCUGCUGAGGAGCUCUGUGACCAACUGUGUUUGCUGAGAGCCCCAAGGAUCUCCUUGGGAUUUGGCAUCAAUAGAGAGUUUCUUCUGAGGAUGAACGAAGGAGAAGUCAGGGAAGUAGCAAACGUUCUGGGCCCAGAUGAUCACGUGCAGAAAAGCCAGCGGGUGCACUUGGUUCUGUUUAGUCCCAGUGGAGUGCUCGGCUUCAUUGUCUCCAGCACAGAGGUUCUGGAUGCGUUUCUCAUGGGAGACUUUUCAUCAGAUCCAUUGCUGCAAAAAGGUCUUCAAGUCCAGAGGAGUUCUUCCAAAGGUAUCCAUGCCUUGCCUGUCGUUCCUAACCCAGUAGUGUGUUUGGAAGCAGGAGACACAAUCCUUUUCCAGCUUAGCAUCAAUUCCCACAAUCGAGCAUCCAGUCAUUACCCCGUUUAUCAGAAGCAACAUCUGUAUAACAGCAACCCAAGCUGGGAUUUUGGACCCUUCCGAAGACUGGAACACCUCAUCCAGGAGACUCACCUCAACAUCUCCUGGUUUGCCCAUGUUUUCCUGGAGUCUGGGACAUAUGUUUUCAGGGAUAGGACCAUUCAGGAACACUUCUUGAUUGUAACUGUGAAAGAAGCAAACGUGAGCUGUGACCCCAGAGAUGCAUCCUUCCAGCCCUCUUCUCUGUUCCAGCUGGCCAGACAUGGGGUUUUGAAGCAACGGGGACUGAAUUUAGCUCCUGACUGGGCUGCUAUCACAGUGGUCGUCUUCAUUCUGGGCUUCCUAAUUGUUGUGCUGACAACCUUGGCUAUAGUGUUCCAGCCUGCUGUUCCCAUCAUUAGCCCCCUGAAGAGCUGGAAGCCACGAUGGAGAAGCCUGGGCGAGCCACACAUCCCAGCAGAGUACAUCCUCCUUAAAGACAGCCUUCAGUUCUAUCAGACAGUUGGACCUCGUGGUUCCGGAGAAGACGCUGCCUUUGGUGAGAAAGGAGCUGCACAUAAUGCAGAAGAGCGUUUUCCACUGAAGGUUCUGGAGGAUUUCAGUGUUCGCACCCUGUAUGACAAACUGGAAGAUCAGAAUUUGCACCUGGCAUCUCAGCUGGCGAAGCACAGGAUGGAUGCGUUGGUGUUUUACAAUGGAAUCCACCAGCAGAUACAAAGCCUCAUGGACGUGGUGCAAGCCUGGGGCACCGAAGGCCUGAAAACCUUUGCCAGGCAAAGGAUUUGUGGGAAUAAACCUGCAGAGAGCAGCUGGGCAGCCGUGGGCAUCGAGCAAAGCGAUGAGCACUGCAGCAACAACUUCCAAACAGGUGCUCCAUGGCAAGAGGCAACAGAGUUAAUGAAAGCUCUGGUAACGCUGCUUGGCAACGCUCCGUACAAAAACACAGCUGUGAAACAAGAGAUGGAGCGGAAGGUCCAAGGACAGAACGCAGUGGCAGUUGAACCUUCACUGGGUAGCCUGGACAGUGGAAGUAAAUCGGAAGUAGUGGAAGGACAGGAUCAUGAGCUGCCUCAGCAAUAUGAGCUCUUCAGUAGGAAAGAUGGUUUUUUCGGCUUCGCUGGACAUGAAGAACAUAGUUUGGAUCUCCAGUUGGCGUAUCUGACCGAGUUGGAGGUGGAGGGCCUGAUAGCAGCUUCUCCCCUUGCCAAGACUCUGUGGGAGAUCAAGCAAGCUUUGAAUAACCUGCAGCAGCUUUAAGAAUUUGUUCAUCCAGGUAACAAAUCCUACUCUGUAUUACAGUUCUUGUUUCCCCACAGUGGAGAGGAUGUACGACUACCAAACGGGGGGGAGAGGAGCUCUCUCUCAUCCUUAGCGCCUUGCUAAAACACACAGACAAAUGUCUGCUUUUCAGCUGCAACUCAUUAAAAAGAAGUCACCCAAAGGUCAAUAAACUGACCAAAGCGCUUGAUUAAUCCACAUAUGUAGACUUGCAUCCUUCUUUUUCUCAGAAAGUACUUACACAAACAGGAUUUUGGUGCCU